UCAAGUAUGGCGGCGACCACAGCCAGAACCCGAUCAGGCAGACCCCCAGAGUAUGUUAUAAUCAGGGACGUAAAUGACUCUGAUCUCACACAAGAAGAUCUCGAAGAAGAGCUAGAGAGAGCUUUUGACGAAGAGGCUGAAGUUAUAGUUAUAGAACCUGUGGCCUUGGGCAACGAAGUUGUGAAAUGGAUCUCGUUCGGCAACUUCCUUCAUAAAAGUUGCGUUUUAUCAGGAUUUGCCUGUUUAACCUUGCCAAUUGUCUCCAAAUCUGACAUUGCUUCACUCGUCUGUGGAGCAGUGAGUGUAUCCUGCGCAAGUGUGUAUGCUCUUUCAUGGCAGAGGGACCCUAUGUGCAAAUACCAGAAGACGAUGAACUUGUCAGACUUGGAACAUGUGGUGCAAAGCUUGAACAGCGUCAAUCCAGUCGUGCUUAUUAGGAGAGAUGACAGUCGCCGGAAGAAACUUCACAAUGUGUUCGCUGUUCUGUCAGGGAUUUUGUGUGGUUUUAAGCUGUAUUGCUUGAUUCGUCCAAACUGAUGUUGAUUUUAGUCUUUAAUAAUUUAUCCUGUAAUCUGUCAAUGUUCUUCCAAAACUUUUGAGCCAAUUAUAUUUCUUUAAAAAUUAAAACAAAAAUGCUACUAUUAUUUUCAUUCACAAUUUGUUUGUAAAGGUAUUAUGAUAAGCAGUUCACGAUUCUUUAUAGUGUUCAUAUGACAAUUUUCUGUGAUAUGAUAUGAUAUUUGAUGUCUUCAAAAUUUUGAAUGUAAUUGUGUAGUGCCAUUUUAGCCAAUAAGAUAAUGUGCAUGUUCAAGUGCUUAAAUUGGAUUUUGCUGUUCCCGGUCACAGUUAUACUUCAACAGAUGUAUGUUAUAUUAGUCAUUAUAUGACUGCAUUAAGUUUUAUGUAAUUUAAUGCAACUGUUUGCUUCGGCAUAAAUUAUAUGCAUGUUCAAUUGAAUACCAGUGAAAAUAUGUAUGUUGGGACAAAUGGUCUGUUGUGAGUUCUUGUUUGGCAAUAAAAUAAUCUUUUAACUGUA
Molecule: messenger RNA, 1036 nt
Organism: Mya arenaria
Lineage: Eukaryota; Metazoa; Mollusca; Bivalvia; Myida; Myidae
Product: transmembrane protein 11, mitochondrial-like
Exons: 2
Coding region: 7-537 (176 amino acids)
Biological process (GO): inner mitochondrial membrane organization
Cellular component (GO): mitochondrial inner membrane
Source: RefSeq, a predicted model, not a curated record